AUGGUGGAUGAUCAAGGAGUAACCAUUCAGCUCUCAGAAAAACCAGAGGCGGAUUAUGGGAAUGGAAAGACUUAUGGGAGUGGUAAGCAAAUUAAGGUCAUAAGAACUCCUGAACUAUAUGACUUCUACAGGUAUACUCAUAAGGUUUCUAAUGGAAGCCAGUUUACACUCUUAGAAGUUAAAGGUGAUAGUAGUAAAAGAAUAAAUGGAAUUAAUGAAUACGGUAAACCGGUAACUUCAGUUGAAGCCUAUUACUGGAAACAUGAAAAAACCAACGGUAGUCCGCCCACAAAGGUUCUCUUGAUAGGAGUCACCACCAGCACAGGAACUACCUAUCAUAAGAAUACUAGUGGCAAAGAUUGGGUUGAACAUCAUCUCCAAAAUGAUCUCGAGAAAACUCUGGACGAACAAAACUGUUACAACAACAACGCCAUAACCUUAGAUCUUUCCAAAGAUGCAUACGGGACAGGAGACAAGUAUUGUUGUGACGGUCAUAAAGGUAGCAGUAGAAUCACUGUUGCUUCUAUACCAGUUAAUCAUAAACAUGUGGGCUCAAAGACUCUUAUGGCCUACAGCUAUACCAUUAGUAGUGAAAAAUUGGCAGCUAUAAAGCUCGCCGGUGGAAAGAAAAGGAAGACUAUAAAACUAGAUGGAUCAGAAUUUCCCAUGGAAGGUGUAGAAAGUGUCUCUGCACUAUACUCCAAUGGUAGUAAGGAACCUGUCUUGAUUUGUCUCAACAUGAAAGGUGACGAUAAAACUUCUGGAUGGUACAAAAGUAGUGGUGGAGAUACAUGGACAAAAGCUCCUGAACUCGGUGAUGUAAAACCAGAGGAGAUUCAGAAUAACUGUAAACAAUGGAAUGCACUUGUUGGUGAACUUAAGAAGCAUAGUGACAGUAACUUGCAAGAAUGUACUCUGGAGCCUCCUAAACAACCACCAGAAUUACAGGGCUCACAACAUUCUGAAGAAGAGGGAGAAAAUGAACAUGAAGAGGAAAAAGACAAGGUUCAAGAAGACUCUGCUCUUACAGUUGAGGAAGAGGUUCCAGCAUUUGACUUAUCUGACCAAGUUCCUGAUACAGAGUCUGAAACAAAGAUUCUUCUACAAGGUACUCCUGUGAUUAAAAUUCUCACUACAGAUACUUAA
This is a messenger RNA of Theileria equi strain WA, 1146 nucleotides long. RefSeq lists its product as hypothetical. NCBI's taxonomy places the organism in Eukaryota, Apicomplexa, Aconoidasida, Piroplasmida, Theileriidae. Bases 1 to 1146 code for a protein of 381 amino acids. The transcript has a single exon. The record is from RefSeq and is a predicted model, not a curated record.